UGAAGUGGGCGUUAACCCCGCAAAAUUCAACUGUCGGUGUUUUGGUGUCUGCGUGCAGGCGAUUAGUUGCUGAUCAACAAUAGAUAAAUAAAACAUUAACGGAUUUAAUCGAAGAGAAUGGAAAUAAAAAAUGAAGACCCGGCAAAAGUUUCGCGAACAGAGAUACGCAAGCAGAAACUCGCAGAAUACCUUGCAGCGAAAGGCAGGUUAAAGCCACCUAAUCCCAAGCCUUACCUAAAGAACAGUGCUGUUCUGACGAAUCCCCCAGGAGCUGCGCAGAAAUCUCGUACUGUCAUAAAAGGAAAGGAGAAUACAGCCCCCAGUGUUACGGGUGCCAAAAAAGACAUACCAAAAGAGAAUGUACUGGCUGUUCUUACACGUCUCCCCCUAAGAGCCACCAUUUCCCAAACAGCCUCUCAGCAGGCGAGAACAUACUGCAAAACAGCUUGCGCAGUUAGAAAUGCCUCUAUCAGAGAACAGCAAAUAAAACCAGCUCUAUACAGAAAUGUCACAGCUCAAAAGCAAAACAAGACUGUUAAGAAGGGUCAAGUGUCUGUGUCCAGCCAAGCACAAGCUCUUCCCACGUCUACAUUGAAUGCACGUGCAAGCAUCGUCAAAACAGACCUUCAGAUAAGGAGUUUGGUCACUGGUUCAGAAAAGGUGGCUCAGAAAUCUCAGAUCAGUUGUCCCACAGUGAAAGAGCGCCGAAGCAACACUGUUCCAAGCUAUAGAGACUCUAAAUCUUUAAUUAGUAAACAGGCCACAGUGACCCUGAAGCCAGCUGGGGGAACUAGCAAUUUCAGUAAAACAAAAACUGAUUUGAAGAAAACACUGAACAGAUGUCCCGUAGCAGACAGAUCAGCCAAGACACAAAUAAUUUCCCAAGAUACACGAUUACCAAACAAGGUGGGAAAUAAACCAGGGCUUUCUCACACCCAGACAAGUCUUGCAGUUCCAUCCAAGCAAGGAUCCUCUCUCUUGUCGACUUUUAAAAUCGAAAACGCUUCAAAAUCAACCAGCGAGACUGUGACUGGUGUUACGAAAGCAGCGCCACAUCAGCAGCAGCGGCGUACCACAUUUAAACUUCUCUCCAAGCCCAGGGUUCAAGCCCCAGUACCACAGAGUCUUCCACGCCCACCCAAGCCGUCCAGCCUGACCAAUGGGUCGAAGGUGCAGCCAAAGACUCCCAAGUCAACAUUCAAUCCUGGGACAAAUGGCGUCAGGACGGUCCCCCUGGACAAUAGUAAUAAACCAACCACUGCUCAAGAAGAGAGACUCCGUAAACUUAAAGAGUGGCGAGAGGCAAAAGGCAUCACGUAUAAACGUCCGCCGAUGCCUGUACAGCCAGCGAGGAGGAAGACGACCGCUCUGCCUCCUCAGGGAUACUGGAGUAGAAUAGAACAAGAGGACGAGGUCCAUGGCUUUGUCUGUGCUGUUGACCAGUCUCUGAACGACUGCAUCAAACUUCUUCAGCAGGGGUGUCCUGUAGACCAGGUGCGAGAUGUUUUGUCUCGGGUGCCAAUGGCACAGAAAUUUGCUAAAUACUGGAUCUGCCAAGUGCGCUUGAUGGAGCAAGAGGGUAAUCUUGAUGUGCUGCCAGCAUUUGAAGAGGCUGUUCGUCUAGUCAGAGAACCUGUUGAUGAACUGCGCUCUGUGGUUUUUGAGAUCCUAAAGAAGAAAGAAGCAAAAGGUUCAUCCUCAGAGAGAGAGAACGAUGUAGGCAUUGAUGAAGAUGGAGAACACAGUUACAGCUUGUGCACCCCUAAACCUGUCGGCGCACUGAUCCGCGGAGAGAAAAGAGACUCGUCUGUAAUAAAAUACAAGAUCACAGCCACUCCUGGUGGGAAAAGGAGCCAGCAGAAGCCAGGGUAUGUUAAUGGCCACGAAAUCCGCUUCAUCACUCCAGUGCGCCGUUCUCUGCGUAUUGAGAAAACAUCCUCCCGUUACCCAGCAGUCCUGCAGGAGUGCGACCCCUGUAUCUCCUCUGUUCAUGAACUCUUGGCCGAGGAUGAAGGUCAGAAUGGGGUCACACGUACAGCAGAAACACCGACCUCUCCGCUCUACGUGUAUCGAGAGAAUGAAGCCCUGAGGGAGCAUGUGCAGAUCCAACUGGUUUAUGAUGAUACCGAUGCAUCAUGAAGCCGUGGCAGAGAAAGUGCCGCUCCAACCGGUUUUAUAACCGUUCUGAUGCAAUAUGAAGCCGUGACGGAGAAUGCUGCAAGUUCUACAAUAAAAUGAUUACAUGAUUAUCUAAGUAAUACUGCUUUUUUUUUUUUUUUUUUUUUUUUUUUUAAACCAAGCACAUCAUCACUUUCACUGUAUUGUGAAAGUGUUACAUCCUUUUUUAUUUUUUACAGUGUUGUGGGAAGAAAACCGGAAAGAUAUUACUCAUAACUACAUGCUUAGGCUGGUAGCACCCUAAGCAUCAUAAAGAAGACAUUCUUAAUGAUUGUAAAUCUUUUUUUAGAGACUGUAUAUGAUAUGGGAUUAAAUUGUGGCAAACCAGCAUCUGUGGUGUUUUAUU
Molecule: messenger RNA, 2524 nt
Organism: Hemibagrus wyckioides
Lineage: Eukaryota; Metazoa; Chordata; Actinopteri; Siluriformes; Bagridae
Gene: ckap2l
Product: cytoskeleton associated protein 2-like
Exons: 9
Coding region: 118-2139 (673 amino acids)
Cellular component (GO): cytosol; mitotic spindle; centrosome
Source: RefSeq, a predicted model, not a curated record